This is a messenger RNA of Scleropages formosus (Asian bonytongue), 3366 nucleotides long. RefSeq names its product perilipin 6 (gene plin6). The record is from RefSeq and is a predicted model, not a curated record. Lineage: Eukaryota; Metazoa; Chordata; Actinopteri; Osteoglossiformes; Osteoglossidae. Gene Ontology annotation, cellular component: cytosol; lipid droplet. The transcript has 8 exons. Gene Ontology annotation, biological process: positive regulation of triglyceride storage; lipid storage. Bases 269 to 1735 code for a protein of 488 amino acids.
AAGUGACCAGGGACUGCUUUUUCAUUUGCGGCUCCAGCGUCACAUGUGUAGUACCCAUGCAAAUUGAAAAAGCCUGCAUAAUACCGACCUCCAGAGCUGGUAUCACAAAACCAUUCUGUCUUGCUUGAAUGUGUUUGGUCACACAGAGAAAGGAAGACAUCUCAGAGAAAAUAUUCAGAAGCAAAGCCAAGUAAUUUACUCGAAGAAACCGACCGUUCGUGACGACAAAAUCUAUCCCGCUAUACAGGAGAUAAUCUAAGGAAGUCGGAUGUCGGACUCGCACCAGAUGAGUGAGGAGAACGUGCUGCGGCGUGUUGCCCGCCUGCCCCUGUUCAGCUCAGCAGCGCAGAUCGUAACUGCCACUUACGCGGAUCUGAAAGGCCGCUACCCCCUGGUAGGCUUGGUGGGGGGUGUGGCGGCGAUCAGCAUCCGCAGAAUGUCUCUGGCAACCGCCCGGAGCUCAACCCCUCUGCUGCAGCGGCUGGAGCCCCAGAUCUCCAUGGCCAACAGCUACGCCUGCGUGGGCCUCGAUGAGCUGGAGAAGAGGUUCCCCGUCCUCCAGCAGUCUGCAGAAGAGGUGGUGGGCCGUCUGAAGGACACCUUGUUUCUCACGAUGGAUGACCUGCAACUGCGGAUGAAUGAGGGGAUGGGCAGGGUGGUGGGCAGGACGGAGCAGGUGAUGGAGCAGACCCGGGCAGCCAUACAAGCCAACGUGAUGUCUAUCCAGAACUCCAGCUUGGGCGGUACCGUGGUCUCUGUGCUGGAUGAGCUGUUGACACGCUCCGAGGAGGCUGCUGUGUACUACCUGCCCCUUCCGGAUGCACUGCAACGCGAAUGGGAGCUGAGCCUGCAGCGCUAUGAGGAAGAGGAGGAUGAUGAUGACGAGGAGCCGGGGCUGUGGUCCCGCGCCCGCUACCUGGGCCUCCAUGUGGGCCUGCUGCUCCAGCACUGGGCCGGCAUGCUGAGGGACAGCCUGCGCCAGCGCGCGCUCGUCCUGGGGGACCUGUCUGACACGGUGGGUCUGACCUGGCUGCUGGAGGCUGCUCUCGCGCUGUCCCAGAGGCUGCUGGGAUUCUACCUGGCCCAGGUGUACCGGAUGGAGGAACUGAGGAGCCUGGUCGUGAGCCAGCUGGUGCUGCUGGCCCGCAUGUUCCUGGAUCUGCGUCCUGUGCGCGCGGCCCUGACCUUCCCGGGACAAGUUCAGUCCACCCUUAUGGUGGUGAUGCGGGAUCUGUGGGAGCUGAGCCAAAUCCUCAUCCAGCUUUUGAUUAACACCACGCCUCUAUACAACAUGUUGCAGGAGUCAUCGGAGCAGCAAACGGAGGCCGACCUGAGCCAGGAGGACCUGUCGGACAACUGCUCUUCCCGCCGCGGCUCCAGCGGCGGUGCCUUCCCCAAAGCUCUGGAUGGCCGUGGGCGCCGCCGCAGGAGCCUGUAUGGCCGGUCACGUCGUGGUUCAGCCAGCACCAACACCACGUCCAGCCCGGCAGGCUCGCCCAUCAACUCCAACAGCCGAAGGAGCAGUCUGAAGCAGGAGACCCCGUCGCUCUCGCCCGCCGAGGCGGUGCCUGUCCCCUCCCCAGCUGUGCCCAGACGCCGUUCGUCCGCCACUGAGAUCCUCCUGAGUCCCAUCAUGCAGUUCGUCACCCAGAACCAGCGAGCCUUUGAAUACAUCAGCCCCAGUCCGUACCCGGAAGACUCCGGAACCCCUCUUGUAGAAACCACAGAGCAUUAAACCCCACCACUCUAGCCUCUCCCUCUACCAUUUGCUGUCAUCGGUUGAGGGGUUCCCACUUUGUGGAUGAUCAGUGGGUUAAAUAUUGCUUACAUAUAACAGAUUAAAUUGCAGUGAUGCUUACAUGUGUCUAGAUAAUACUGUAUGCAAUCAUGUUUUUGAAAGCUGAGCUUGGCUGACCUUUUUGGACACAGUGGGACUCUGCGCAGGUUGGGUCUGAUUGGUCAUCAGUGUGAGGUUCCUGUGCACGUGAGGUAUGAGGUAUGUACGUUGCAUCAUAAAGCUGGAAGUAUAGGGAGAGCGUCUUCUACAGCUUACAUUGCACGUAACCUUCCUGGAUAAUCUUCAUUAUGUGGUCUUUGAACAAAGCUGUCUAGAUUCAAAAGUAUUGUUGAGCUUUAUGUUACCUUUCAAAAUUCAUAUAGUUAUACAGUUAACCGAAUGAAAAUGAAGGAGUCAGAAUGAGCGCUAAGCCCACAGGUAAAAACUAUGCUAUACUUGCCUUUAAACUGCCAGCAAAUUUGCUCUCCAACACACCUAGUGUAGCUUUCGCUCCACAAAAGUAAUAAUACGUAGCACAUGGCCAUUGAUGGCAAGAUCCAAAUAGGUUCCAUGUAUUCUCGCAACAGACUCGAAGGAAGAACUCGCCACAUUGUUUAGAAAUUCGUGCAGAACGCAGCCUGAUGCUUCACAGUAACACUUUCCUUCUUUAAAAGUUCAUGAAACAAAACCCCUUUUCCCCGCUGUAAUUUGUACUGAGCCCCGUCCUCCACUAAUGAAUUUAUAGAACAACAGUAUUUAAACAGUAACGGUCUGACCAGAUGUUCAUUUUAAUCUAUUAAUAUUAAUGACUUUUUAUUGUAUUGAUUUAGAAGAAGGAAUCUGCAGACAGGCCCUGGCAAGGAUGGUAUCUUAGUGACUGGAGCGAGCAAUUAGAGCCCCGAGUGCAUAGCAACAACCUCCCACACAGAGGGAAGAGCUGUCGUGGAGAACUGACGUCGCAUUACCUUAAUCGGGGAAGGCUUCCUGAGAUGUGUGUGGAUGGAGGUGCGUAGGAGGUGGUCUUUCGCGAUGAUUCGUGGUUAUCAUAACCGCAGCGUAAAAUGUUUUUACCUUUGGGAUUCCUAUAUUAACCUGACAGUUUUAUAGCUCUUAUUUUAAGGUUUCAUCUUGUGAUAGAGCACACUGAUGUGCAUUCAGUUGUCAGUGGGGUGUUACAUGUGUAGAGGUUACGAGCCUUGCUACGCGUCCAAAUUAAAUUUUUGUUUAUGAGAGAGAUGCAAGUCUGCUACUCUAGAAAACCUUUGCUGAUCUACAUGAUAAUCAUCUACCCUGAAUGUGCAGUAGAAGUAUGUGUAUCAGAUAAUGGGUUUAUUAGAUAAUUAGUUUUGCCUUAUUUUGCUUGGUAUUACCAUUUUAUCAGUUUUUCUUGUUCGUCAUACUACAGAAUACAUACAUUUUAAAUUGUAUUAUUUGAUGUGUUUCACUGAAGACUUUCAAGACAGCUUUGUGUAAAGAAGCAUCACAGAUCAGUGAAAAGUUAACUGCGCUGACUUAUUGACAGAAGAUAUAAAGAUAAUAAAGUACAGGUCAUUUAUUCAUACACAUCUUGUAUUGUCCCUCACUCUUUG